AUGUCAGAAGAUGCACAAACUGAGAAAAGACGACUUUUGCGCGAAAAACGCCAACAAAAGUUUGGAAAUGGCGGAGGAUCGUCAAGAUUAGCGAAAAUUACAGGCCAAGCAGACAACAGUUUCUUGUCGACAGAUUCACCGUUGGAUUCGAACAGUACAACACCAACACCAGGGAAAGAGACUGGAAACAAAGAUUCAACGCAGGAAAUGGAUGAACUGCUUGCUCGUGUAGCUCACAGUGAACCUAAAAAUGGUAGAUCCGUAGACCAAAACCAGACGUCGGGGCAGAAAAAUCCAGAGUUGGACUUGUUUGCGCAACUUGCCAAAUUGCAGUCAGGAGAGUCUAAUAGCCCCGGUGCAACUCCUGAAACACCUGAUAUUUUCGCUCAGUUGAUGAAAUCGAUGCAAACAGGCUCGCAACAAGGCGAACAAAAUCCCGGAGAUUUUCCGUUUGGAAACGGUCAGCCACCCAUUGAUGCUGCUGUGCUAGCAGCACAUAACGCCUCUGUCAACAAACUCAAGGCUUACACCAUUAUCGUGAAAUGGGUAUUUUUCAUUUUGCCUUACGUCUACUACACAGCUCGUUCAUCCCGCGAAACGUUCCAAUCUAGUACUUUGAACGCUGUUACUGACAAGUUCAGUUUCUUCACCAUCUUCACAACUUUUGAGAUUUUAACGAUGUCUGUUUACUACCAGCUUUUACUAUCUGCUGAAAAAUCUCACCAUAUCAACACCUUGAACAGCAACAGCAAGAUAAUGAGCUUGGUCUCUAUGAUUCCUCCAGGCUUAGUACCUGUUAAAAACUUGCACGGUAAGAUUUCACAAACUUUGCAGUAUUGGGAUGUGAUUUCGAUGUACCUAACCGAUUUGGCCUUUACUAUCUUGCUCAUUGGCAUUUUCCAGUACAAAUGGUCCUCUUGA
Lachancea lanzarotensis is the source of this 921-nucleotide messenger RNA. RefSeq names its product LALA0S05e04544g1_1 (gene GET2). The coding region runs from base 1 to 921 and encodes 306 amino acids. Lineage: Eukaryota; Fungi; Ascomycota; Saccharomycetes; Saccharomycetales; Saccharomycetaceae. The transcript has a single exon. The record is from RefSeq and is a predicted model, not a curated record. Gene Ontology annotation, biological process: retrograde vesicle-mediated transport, Golgi to endoplasmic reticulum; protein insertion into ER membrane. Gene Ontology annotation, cellular component: GET complex.